Molecule: messenger RNA, 2573 nt
Organism: Ricinus communis (castor bean)
Lineage: Eukaryota; Viridiplantae; Streptophyta; Magnoliopsida; Malpighiales; Euphorbiaceae
Product: protein INVOLVED IN DE NOVO 2
Exons: 8
Coding region: 297-2219 (640 amino acids)
Biological process (GO): gene silencing by siRNA-directed DNA methylation
Source: RefSeq, a predicted model, not a curated record
UAAGUAAAAUAAAAUCAGAAUAAAAAAAUAAAAUGUUCCAUUUGCUAGCUUAAUUGCCAAAAUGCGCAUCAUCGGCGCGUACAAAUCACCACAGUUCCCACACUAUAAUCCAAAAACAUUUCUCUUGUCAAAUCAUCUUCCUCAGACCUCACUGCCAAACUCUCCUACUAUUGACCCAAAAGCUCCAAGAAGCCCCUGCAAUCUUCUCCACCGUUUCUCUCCAGCAAGCUCUCACAGUUUCAUAAUAUCUCUAGCUCCAAUUUGUUUAUUUCUCUGGUGCUUCUUUGGGAAUUUACAUGGGAAGUUCAGUGGAUCAUAGUUCAGAUGAGGACACAGAUAUGAGUGAAUCUGAAUUGGAUGAGUAUGAAGCUCAAUGUUAUGAGGAGCUGAAGAAUGGAACUCACCAUGUGAAAAUUUCAGAUGAGACUUUUACUUGUCCCUACUGCCCUAAGAAGAGAAAGAGAGAGUACCUAUACAGGGAUCUACUCCAACAUGCUUCUGGGGUGGGACGAAGUGCGUCAAAGAAAAGAUCUACUAAGGAAAAGGCAAAUCACCUGGCACUGGUUAAGUACUUGGAGAAAGAUAUAGCAGAUUUAGGGAGCCCAUCAAAACCAAAGGGUGAGAGUGACCCCCUUGACAGCUGCAAUCAUGAUGAGAAGAUUGUGUGGCCCUGGACAGGCAUUGUGAUUAAUAUUCCAACUACGAAGGCACCAGACGGGCGAUUCGUAGGAGCAAGUGGAUCCAAAUUUAGGGAUGAGUUGAUCAGUCGAGGAUUUAAUCCCACAAGGGUACAUCCCCUAUGGAAUUAUCGAGGUCAUUCGGGAAGUGCUGUUGUGGAAUUCCACAAGGAUUGGCCUGGUUUACAUAAUGCCCUAUCAUUUGAGAAGGCCUAUGAGGCAGACCAUCAUGGGAAAAAAGAUUAUUUUACAACAGGAGAAAAAUCUGGAGUUUAUUGUUGGGUGGCACGCGCUGAUGAUUAUAAGGCAGAUAAUAUUAUUGGAGAUCACCUAAGAAAGACUGGAGACCUUAAAACAAUCUCUGAAAUUAUGGAGGAAGAAGCACGAAAGCAGGACAAACUCAUAUCAAAUUUGAACAACAUAAUCGAGAUAAAAAAUAAGCACAUACAGGAGAUGCAAGAUAAGUUUAGCGAGACUUCUGUCUCCCUCAACAAGUUGAUGGAAGAGAAAGAUAGGCUUCUUCAAGCGUACAAUGAAGAGAUUAGAAAAAUACAAAUGAGUGCUAGGGAGCACUUUCAGAAGAUAUUUAAUGACCACGAAAAGCUUAAGUUGCAAGUAGAUUCUCAGAAAAGAGAGCUUGAGAUGCGUGGAUCAGAAUUAGAAAAACGUGAGGCCAAGAAUGAAAAUGACAGAAGGAAGCUCUCUGAAGAGAUAGAAAAGAAUGCAAUCAGAAAUAGCUCACUUCAGCUGGCUGCUUUCGAGCAACAAAAGGCUGAUGAGAAUGUGUUAAAAUUGGCAGAAGAUCAGAAGAGGCAAAAGGAGGAACUUCACAACCGAAUUAUUCAACUUCAAAAACAGCUGGAUGCCAAACAAGCUCUAGAGCUGGAAAUUGAGAGACUUAGAGGCACAUUAAAUGUAAUGAAACACAUGGGAGAUGAUGGAGAUGUAGAAGUUCUGCAAAAGAUGGAGACAAUAAUUCAGAAUUUGAGAGAAAAAGAAGGAGAACUUGAGGACUUAGAAACACUUAACCAGGCUCUUAUUGUAAGUGAGCGCAAGAGCAAUGAUGAACUGCAGGAAGCCCGAAAAGAAUUAAUUAAUGGGCUGAAAGAAAUAUCAAACCGUGCUCAAAUUGGUGUUAAGAGGAUGGGAGAACUUGACAGUAAACCAUUCCUUGAAGCAAUGAAGAGAAAGUACACCGAGGAAGAAGCAGAAGUUCGAGCUUCAGAACUUUGCUCAUUGUGGGUGGAAUAUCUUAAAGAUCCAGGCUGGCAUCCUUUCAAAGUUGCUAUGGUUGAUGGAAAAAAUAAGGAAGUUAUUGAUGAUAAGGAUGAAAAAUUGAAUGGUCUUAAAGAUGAAUUGGGGGAUGAAGUUUACAAGGCUGUGACUGAUGCCGUGAAAGAGAUAAAUGAUUACAAUCCCAGCGGAAGGUAUAUUACUUCAGAGUUAUGGAACUAUAAAGAAGAGAAGAAGGCGACCUUGAAAGAGGGAGUCUCGUUUUUAUUGAAGCAAUGGCAAAUUGCUAAGCGCAGGAGACUACAAUGAAGGAAACAGAAAACGAGAAACAAGAAUUGGGAGAUGGUGUGCCUCAAAACUAGAAGACAUGUCACCGGAAGAUGAGCUGCUAUGUUGUUUCAUAUUGCUCUAUGUUUCUAAGUCCUUUAUUCUGUAUAAGAUAUUAGAUUUUUAAGAUAUUGCAGGAAUUGCUACUCUUAUGAGACUGCUUGCCUGGAAUGAACUGUCCAUGUGACAUGUUGAAUCCAUCAUGUUAGGGCAAAUUUGUACCAAAGAUGUAGCCAUAAUAUGUUUGGGAAGAGGGCUUGGGUUUGGGACCAAUGACUUUCACUUUGUGAGAGCAGUGCUUGAGCUAAACUAUAAUCAGAUUACUUCCCAGUGCAA